Messenger RNA from Schizophyllum commune H4-8, 1401 nucleotides. Its product is annotated as C/H/G cyclin. NCBI's taxonomy places the organism in Eukaryota, Fungi, Basidiomycota, Agaricomycetes, Agaricales, Schizophyllaceae. Gene Ontology annotation, cellular component: mediator complex; nucleus. Gene Ontology annotation, biological process: positive regulation of transcription by RNA polymerase II. Gene Ontology annotation, molecular function: cyclin-dependent protein serine/threonine kinase regulator activity. The record is from RefSeq and is a predicted model, not a curated record. The coding region runs from base 20 to 1135 and encodes 371 amino acids. The transcript has 5 exons.
CUCGUCGUCGCCGGCGACGAUGGCGACGGAUUUCUGGGAGAGCUCCCACUACAAGCGCUGGCUUGUGGAUCACGCCACACUGAGGCAGGCGCGCACCGAAGACCUCAAUUAUGUAGAGAACCCCGAGCACAUCGAGUUCCUCUCAAUAUACUUCGCGAACGCGAUUGCCAAGCUAGGCAAGAAAUUGGGCUUUAGGCAGCGCGUGAUAGCAACUGCUACUGUCUUCUUUCGCAGGUUCUACUUGAAGAACUCUUACUGCGAGACGGACCCUUUCAUCGUGAUAGCUGCUUGCUGCUAUGUUGCAGCCAAAGCAGAAGAAUCUCCGGUCCACAUCAAGAAUGUCAUCUCGGAUGCCCGCUCCGUCUUCAGCCACGAUUACUACGGCGUCAAGUACUUCCCCACCGACAACACCAAGCUCGCCGAAAUGGAAUUUUACCUCGUCGACGACCUCGAAUGCGACCUCACCAUCUACCACCCCUACCGCUCCCUCCUCGCCCUCUGCACCAAGGAGUCCGCUGCCCAACUCGAGCACAUCGAGCCCGAGGCCGGCGAGCUCGGCGCCGGCAUCGGUGCCGACGACGGCACGCGCUACUGGGGCACCGGCGAGGGCCGGCUGCAGCUCGCGGAGGGCGCCCUCCAAACCGCCUGGCUCAUCAUAAACGAUACGUACCGCUCGGAGCUGUGCUUGUUGUACCCGCCGCACCUCAUCGCGGUGGCGGCGAUAUACUUGACGCUCGUCUUCCACGGGCCAACGCGCACAGCGCUUGAGCAGCAGCUUAAUCGCGAGGAGCCGCCGCCCAUGCGACGCUCGACGCGGCACCCUGCGCCGCAGGACCCCGUUGCAUUCUUGUCCUCGUUGAACGUCUCUCUACCGACCGUCGCCACGAUCGCGCAGGAGAUCCUCGCCCUCUACCGCUUGUGGAACCGGUACAAGGAGGAUGUCCAUGCCGAUGCGGCCUCAGUAUACAGCUCGCAGAACUACGACACGAAUGCCGCGGACGCGAUCACGCCUACUCAACUGUCGCAAGUCCUUUUGCGAAUGCGGGAGCUCAGAGGCGCAGAUAUAUCACACCCAGCCAGUGGUCGACCCGUGGCUAUCAACAAGAUGCUGGAACGAACCCAGGCAGCAGGAUAGUCCUCGAUUAGCGCGUUAGCGCGCGUGUUGUAUAGUAUGGGUAUGCACUCUUGUACGAUCUCUAUGGGAACCGAAUGGGAACAGAUCAGGGAAGCAAAGUCCUCGCAGCAAUUCCUCUCCAUCUAAUGUCCGUAUCAUUCAAUCGACCGCCAUCGCCAUCUCGUCCUUGAAACCAGCAAUCGCAAAUCCAAGCCGACCCGGCACAGACGGCACAGACUUCUUCGUCUUCUUCUGAGGCAGCGCCCGCUUGACACGCUUGGUCGAGG